ACACAAAUAGUUUGGACAAAAAGGUUUUUUUUAGGUGUUCACGUAAUGCCGUUUGUCACAGAAACAAUGCUGACCAUGAUGAAAAAUCACAAAUCAUGACAAAAAUGUGAGAAACUUGCGCAUCAAAACAAGCAUUAUUUUUCCAUUAGAGUUGACAGGACUUGACAAGGUCCGCAGAGGUGGAGCCCCGCCCACUAGGUUCAGCGAGGGGUACCGCGACAUCCGACUGCUCGAAUCGCCCUCGCGAUACUAUGAUGUCAUAAGUCGAUAGGUCUGCGCGGUGUGUCUUCGGUAUUGUGAGGCAGGAGGGGAGGGGCUUCCGGACGGGGCGGGUCUGUCUCUUCUCUUCCGCAGACUUGGAGCUCUAUCACACAGACAGCAGGAUGGAGCAGAUGCUCGGCCGCCCCAGCGCUCCGCUCGGUCCGGUUCUGCACGUGUGUUUCCCGAGCGUCCGCGCGUCCGUUCUGGAGAAUCUCAACCGGCAGCGCGAGGAGGGUCAGUUAUGCGACCUGUCCAUCCAGGUGCAGGGUCAGGUGUUCCGAGCCCACCGCUGUGUGCUGGCCGCUUCAUCUCCCUACUUUCAUGACCAGGUUCUGUUGAAGAACGUAACCACGGUUUCUCUUCCCUCUGUGAUGGAUCCUUUGGCGUUCGAGAGCGUCUUAACCUCCGUGUACACGGGACAGCUCAGCAUCGUACGCGAUGACAUCGUCAACUACGUCACCGUUGCCAGUUUCCUUCAGAUGUGGCACAUCGUGGACAAGUGCACAGACAUCCUUAAGAGGUCACGACCUUUAGCCCAGCUCAGCCCAGGCGGGGCUACCUCCUCCAGCCACCAGUCGCCCAGCAGCUCGGACUGCUGUUUUGCGGAGGAGCAGGACCGAGGAGCGGGCGAGCAAAGCGUCGCCCUGGAGAAGAGGGAGCACGGCGCGUUACCUCCUCUGGCCACCUGGAGGCGUCCUCAUCAUCAUCAUCAGCAGCAGCAGGGCAGGUGGGGCAGAAGCAGCCUCUCCAUCCCCCUCAAAGCGGAGUCUCCCCGGCCCGACUGCCACGCAGAUCACAGCUGCUCCGUCGUACCUCUGACGCACAACGUGGAAAACGAAGUGGACUCCGGCGCGCGCCACAGGUUCCGAACACGCCUCCAAAGAGCCCGAGAGGAAGAGGAGCACAGGAGGAGAGGGGAGAGGUGGAUGGAGGCGGACGAAGGGGUGGGAGAGUUCUCGGAAGAGGAGAAAGUGAGAGUGAAGUGUGAGGAGCAUCAGGCCGGGGGACGUCUAAGAGAGAGGGAGUGCGGAGGGAGCGAAGUGUGCCAUCCAUCUCAAACGGAUCCGCCCGCUCAGUGGCACGGUGAUGCCGAUUGGCCGCCGGGUUUGUGCGCUCGGUCGGACGGCAAGAAAGACUCCGCCAGGAGAGGUUGCGCGGAGGAGGCCGACGAAGACGGAAUGGACAUCGGCCGAUUCCCCGACGGCGAAUUCCAGACCUACGAUGAGAUUCAGGAGGCCACGGGGCAAGUUUCCCAGCGUCCUUUACUCCCCGUGCCCCCCGACGAGUUCGCGCCGGGACCCUCCGAGCUCUCUUGGCCCCAGACCGUCUCGCCGGCGUCGCAGUCCUCCUCCGUUCCGCCCUCUUCCUCUCCUCCGCUCACCUCCCCCUCGUCUCCUCUCUCUGGGACGUCCUAUGCGGGCAAAGUUCACUACUGCCACUGCGGUAAAGCCUACACGCUGAAGAGCAUGCGCGACCGGCACGUCAAGAUGCAGCACCUGAAUCUCCGUCCAUUCGCCUGUCCCGUAUGCUCCAAGAGCUUUAAAAUGAAGCACCACCUGACCAAACACGUCAAGACUCAUGGAAGCCUGCGGCCGUACGAGUGCGUCUUCUGCGGCAAGAAGAUCGUCUGGAGGGACAGUUUCUUGAAACACCAGGCUCGCUGUCAGCGUCUCUCCGCCGCCACGUCGGCGUCCAUCACUGUGGAGGUGAGCUGUGAGCGGGAGGACGAGUUUCCAUCUGAUGACGGGCCGGGACAAGUGAAGAAGGAGAAAACAGCAGAAUAUUAAACGGACUUUCAACAUCACCCUUCACUUCUCUAGAAAUCACUAUACAACGAAUAUAUGUAGCAGUGCCGUGCUGUAUUAAAGACACACAUGAUGGUCAUUAUUCAAAAUUUACUUAAAACAUUUAUCUGUGUGAAAGACACUCGCGGAAGGCUUGGACAUGCACACGUUUAAAGUCGCUUUCACACGGACCUGCCAAAUCAUGUGAUGUUAAUCUUGAUCAUCAUUAGAAUGUGUUCUCGUUUACUUUUGUAAAAGUGUAAAGUGGUUUCUGUACUUUGAGUUAAUGAAUCAUUUUUCUCACUUUGUGAAUAAACCAGUUCAAAUCCCUCAACCAUACACGCAUGUGAGUGACCAACACACACGACACGACAAAAAUUCUGAUUCAUGUUCACACACAAACAUAAAUCUGGUGCCAACAGGUGAAGCUAAUGCUCUAACAAAUGCAAAAUUAAAGGGACAGUUCACCCAAAAUGAAAAUGCUUUCAUCAUUUCCUCACCUUUGAGUUGUUCCAAAUCUGUAUAAACUUCUUUGUUCUGAUGAACACAGAGAAAGAUAUUUGGAAGAAUGCUUCUAACCAGACAGAUCUUGACCCCCAUUGACUCCCAUAGUAGGAAAAAAACAACGGUAGUCAAAAGUGCCCCAGAACUGUUUGCUGUCCUACAUUCUUCAACAUGUCUUCUUCUGUGUUCAUCAGAACAAAGACAUUUAUACACAUUUGGAGCAACUCAAAGGUGAGGAAAUGAUGACAGAAUUUUCAUUUUUGGGUGAAGUAUCACUUUAAAUAUUGUCAUCGAAUAAAAUAAAAGAGCCAUGAACACCUCAAAUGAAGAACUAGAAUUGAAUACAUGAUCCGUUCAGAUCCACUGUGCUGUAUUGUGAGAAUCGCAGACUGUCAGACGUCUUUUGUGUGUUGUGUUUGUUGUGUAGAUCAGUGAUCAGAUUCAACACUCUUCUGCAUCUGUGUGUUUGUCCUCAAAUAAAAAAACAUCCUUUAACUUUCAUUUGCUUCUCCAGCAAACAAGACCCGUGUAAAUAUUUGUACGGACAUAAAGAUUCAAUCACUACAGACAUAAACAGGACAAACAGAAAAGGAAUAAGAUUAUUAUCAAUAUGAAAAGCGAGUUUACACUUCAGUACUGUAGGGAUGUCUGGCCUCGAUGUGCAUGCGUCUGGACAUUUGUGUGAGAACUCACCGGUCCUUCAUUGCUUCUUUCUCUGUCUCACAUGACUGUUCAUUGUUGAUCUUCACACAGACGAGUUUGUAACAUUUCGUUUUUGAUUUAACAACAUUUUUGUUUAAAAGAGUUUAUAUGCACACUGAAAAACCAAUCUGAAUGUGUGCAUAAUGUGUUUAAUCUGACCUUUAAUGAAAUAAAUAAAAACGUUUUCAUAUGAGAUUCUGGGACACGUUUCAUUAACACCACCCACCUUUCAUUUGUAAAUGUACUUUGUUAAAAAGGCAGUUUAAAAGAUGUAUACUAUAGCACACUUGAAUGAACUUUUUUGUCAGGGAAAUUUACAUUCAAAUGUUUGGAAUCACAAAGAAAUAUUGAUUUGAACCAGUUACACAGUGUCCCUCGAUUCACCACAAACACUUCCAAAAGCACUAGUCACACUAGAACUGUGUAUUAACGCACAUGUGUAUUUAUAAUAUAUAGGACUUGUGUUGUGUAAUGGCAAAGUAUUCAUGACCGCAGGGAACGGUGUGUUCACUGAGAGCACAGAGGAGAAACAGCAGAUAUGAGAUUCACAAAACAAACCACACAUGAAAUAAACAUAAUAUAAAUAAAAAUGAAGAGUCAUUGACAUGUUGACCUCUUGUCAUAUCACCACACAUGUGAAUAUCAGAAUAAC
Messenger RNA from Triplophysa rosa, 3903 nucleotides. It is a transcript of the gene zbtb22a, whose product is annotated as zinc finger and BTB domain containing 22a. The record is from RefSeq and is a predicted model, not a curated record. Gene Ontology annotation, molecular function: RNA polymerase II cis-regulatory region sequence-specific DNA binding; DNA-binding transcription factor activity, RNA polymerase II-specific; protein binding. The transcript is spliced from 4 exons. Lineage: Eukaryota; Metazoa; Chordata; Actinopteri; Cypriniformes; Nemacheilidae. Bases 384 to 2048 code for a protein of 554 amino acids. Gene Ontology annotation, biological process: regulation of transcription by RNA polymerase II.